GAAGGAUGUCAACUGACCUCAUUACUGAAAUAUUAUUACAAUUGGAGUCAUCACUGUAGCACGGCAAAUUAAUUGGCUGUGCUUAUCAGAUGUGUUUCAGUCAAGGAAGAAGUCUUGGGGCAAAAAAAAAAGUUGAAUGGCGCGGUGCCACUGUUGCUGGCGUAGGGCCUUGAUCUGCGUGUGCGGCCUGUGCAUCUGCCUCGUCCUGCUGUUCCUCUCCCUCGGCAUCAUGGUGUGUUCAAACAUGAAUAAUGCGGCAUCGCAGGCGGCCUUAUAUUCAAUGCGUUCUCCAAAAAGUGAUCACUUUGUGACCUAUCGGAGAUUUAAAGAUAUGGACUUUACCUCAAUUUCGAAAACUUUCUGGAAGCUCCACGAAGAGGCUUUGUGGAACCAACUCCAGUUGGCCAUUGACCGUCACCUCAACCCCAUCCUGAAUCCGCAAAAUGCCCAUAGGAGGUUCAAGAGUAGGGCCUUUUAUGAUUCCCUUCUGAGGCUAAGCUUCUCGCAGGUUACCGACUUGGAUCCCACGAGGAGAAAAAUUGAGAAGCUACCACAGCAGAUGCGAGACUUUGUGAGCCACAUGAAACGGAGAAACUACCAGGUCCUCAUCCAGUCUCCAAAUGCAACCUGUGGAGCAGGAGCGGUCAAUGAGAAGGAACCGCCGCUGCUCCUCCUCGCCGUUAAGUCGACCCACUUGAACUUUAAGAACCGUCAGGCCAUCCGGCAGACCUGGGGCAGGGUGGGCUGGGUGGCCACACACAGAAUGAACGGCGGUCAAAGACAGGAAGUUGGGGGAUAUAUCCGCCGGGUGUUCCUAAUCGGCAAAGAGUACACCCGAAAUUCUGCAUGGAAUGUAUCCGAAUUGUUGCAGAUGGAGGAUCAACUAUAUGGCGAUAUUCUUCAGUGGGACUUUGACGACACUUUUUUCAACCUCACCUUGAAAGACGUUCUCUUCUGGAAGUGGUUCACCCACCAAUGCGGCCAGACUCGCUUUGUAUUUAAGGGAGACGACGACGUUUUCGUCAACACGCCAAACUUGAUCAACUACCUCCACGACCAGCUGGAGAAGCCACACGCAGAUCGCACCAUGAAUGAAUUCAUGGUCGGCGAUGUCAUCGCCGCAGCUUUUCCCAAUCGAGUUCACCAGUCUAAGUACUUUGUGCCAGACAGCUUUUACGAGGGACUUUAUCCCACCUACGCAGGUGGUGGAGGAGUGGUGUAUUCGGGCCAGCUGGCUAAACGUCUUCAUAAAAUCUCUGGAAGAGUCCACCUCUUCCCUAUUGAUGAUGUUUUCGUUGGGAUGUGCAUGACUCGGCUUAACGCGCACCCCACCCACCACCCGGGCUUCCUCACGUUCGACUUCCGUGGCGAUGAAGAGAAGGAGCUAUGUGCAUACCACACAAUACUAUUGGUUCAUAAACGAAAUCCGACGCAGCUAAUUGAACUGUGGGAUGAAUUGUCGAAGACACGCAGCCAGUGUUUGCACGUGCCACUGAGGAUGUCCAACAAGAAAACUUCUCUUCUUGGGUAGUGUUCAUGUGUGAGGUGUUCGUCAAAGAGAAAAUGAGGUGAAUGCAAAGACGUGAAAAGCAUGCUUUUGAUAUCCUUGAUACGCAGCUCAAGGUCAAUGUACUGGUACGCUCUUUGUCUCACAAGGAUGUCAUUUCAACCCACUAGUAGAAUAACUGUGUCUCACGAAUAACAAUCUUUUCCACAUCUGUAUGACAUUUCUGCACACUGUUGGCAUUCUAAGACAAUUACAUGUUAACAGUGAGGAAAAUCUAUGCCCAGCAGGCUACCAGCGCAGCACAGUCAUCUUAAAGUGCUUGCAUAUAUGCUGUGCCACUA
Hippocampus comes (tiger tail seahorse) is the source of this 1848-nucleotide messenger RNA. Its product is annotated as N-acetyllactosaminide beta-1,3-N-acetylglucosaminyltransferase 2-like. Gene Ontology annotation, biological process: protein O-linked glycosylation; poly-N-acetyllactosamine biosynthetic process. Gene Ontology annotation, molecular function: UDP-glycosyltransferase activity; hexosyltransferase activity. The transcript has 2 exons. Lineage: Eukaryota; Metazoa; Chordata; Actinopteri; Syngnathiformes; Syngnathidae. Gene Ontology annotation, cellular component: Golgi membrane. The coding region runs from base 137 to 1531 and encodes 464 amino acids. The record is from RefSeq and is a predicted model, not a curated record.